AUAAAUCCGCCGGACUUGAUUCGACGUAAUAAGAAGAACAGUGAACUACCAUCACGCGCCACCAACAAGGACGUAUCGAGAAUGGCAGCGAUGGCAUGGAAAAAUGAGCCGAGGAAGGCGAAGAGGAAGUAUGAGGACAUUGCGAGGGAAGUUGAGAUGAUUCAUGAUAACGGUUGUGUCGGGUCAACACCAACGAAUGCUUCUGUGAAGUCAUCCUCGCUGCCUAGCUCCGUUUCUUCGGUGUCCGCACCAUAUCACCAUCGCCGCAACAACCCCUCGACGAGCAUCCGGUACACACCAUACGGUCAUGCGCUCGCUCCACACGCCACGGUUCGUUCUCAGCAGCAUGACAUCACCCGUCUCCCCAACAAUCGCCUUCCGUCACCGUGGCAGUGUAGGACAUUUAGCAAAUAA
This is a messenger RNA of Acaulospora colombiana, 414 nucleotides long. The record is from the annotation of a GenBank genome assembly. NCBI's taxonomy places the organism in Eukaryota, Fungi, Glomeromycota, Glomeromycetes, Diversisporales, Acaulosporaceae.